AUGGCACGCUCGAACGUGACAGGGCAGCUGUCAGCCCUCUUGAGCGCCCUGGAGGCACAAGAUCUCGCCCAGGCCGACGCGGCGGCCGUGCGUCUGGCCGCAGCGCUGCGCCGCUUCCCAGGGGGCGUGCAGUCGAUCAGCGCCGCCGCUUUUGACGAGCUACUGCGCCACCUCAGCAGCCCGGUGUCCGAGCGGGCCUACGAAGUUGCCGCCCGUGCCACGUGCGCCUGCUUGAUGGCAGAAGGCGACGACGAAAGCCGGUUUGCUUGGCAGGUCUGCCGCGCCGCCGGCCCCGCCGCUGCCCUCGUGCGCGGGAUCGCCAGCCACGACGCGGCGCUGCGCUUGCGCGUAUUGGCGGCGCUGCCGUGCGUGUUUGCGGUCAUGUUGGAAGCCCUCACGGAGCAAGAGCAGCACCAAUUCGACACAGCCAUAGCAAAGGCGCCCGGUGUCCCCGCCGCAGUGGGCCGGCUGCUGGGCGGCAACGACGAACACCAGCGCAAUCUUGCGACCGGCCUGCUGUGGAAGAUACUGCACGCCACGCCGCCCACCGACAGCGCCGCCGCCUCAGAGGUCGCGCGCCAGCCGGGGGCACUGCCCGGCCUGAUCGCCGCCGCGGGCGUCGACGCGUUCGCGCUGGUCGCGCUCAGCGCCUGGCUGCGGCUCGUGCAGCUCCACGUGGCCCCGGAGGACAUGGCGCGCGGCGCCGCCGAGGCAGGGGCGCGCGGGGCGCUGCGGCGCGUCGCGGGCGCGGCGGGGCGGCUGCUCGCUUCCGAAGACCCCGCGGACGACAAGGACUUCUCGUUGAUUGUCAACGGGCUUACUUGUCUGUGCCAGAACGAGCUCGCCGCCGCGGAAGUCGCCGCAAACGCAGGAGUGGUAGGCGCGCUGAGGCGCGCGCUGCUCAGCGGCGCCCGCGCCGAAGCGGGACUGAGGCUGCUGCUGAAGCUACAGCGCUGCACAGGCGCGCCCGCGGUGGCGCCGCCGCGUGACGGAGGCGAGCACCGCCGUGGCGGCGGCGGCGGCGGCGGCGGUGCCGGCAGCGCCGAGAGCGGCGGCGGUGGCGGAAGCCUGGGCGACCCUGGGCUCUUGGCCGAGGUUGUGCGCGCCGCGGCGUCGGCGGACUCGGAUGUGUGCCUGCUCGCCUUCCGCUUCAUCGGGGCCGGCGCUGGUGUGUGGUCGGUCCCCCUGAUGGCUCCUGUCGCGGUCUCGGCGCUGCGCAAAACGGACUGGGAACUCACAACGAGGGCGAGCAUGAUGAUGUGUUUGCCCUUGACACCAGCCACCAACGCCACGCUGCUGCAACUCGGCGCCCCGGACGCCCUGCGCGCCGCCGCUGCCGUCGCCGCAGCCUUCGCCGCCGCCACUGACGGCGCAGCCGACGGGGGCACCCUAUCGGACGUGCUCCAAAGCCUCGAGCGUGACGCAGCAUGGGUGGCUGCCAUGUGGGCGUCGGUCGCCGCCAUCAAGCUGGCCGGGGAGGCGGCGGCCAGCCGCACCCCUGACGGGGGCCCCUCACCCCCGGCUGCCGCGCCCUGUUGGGCGCUCGACCUCGUUUCCUCGGCACUCGCUGGGGCGCGCAGCACCGCACGCGCCGCGAAGGCGCUGGGAGUGAUGGCCGUCUCCCCGGUUUAUGUUGUGUCAACGCUUGCACGCCACCCAGGGCUGCUGCGGGGCGUCGGUGCGUUCGUGGGCACCUGCGGGGACGCGGCAGUUGUGGAGUCAGGGCUGAAGCUGGUCAAGUUGAUGACAAAUCAGCAAACGGUGGAGUAUCCUUGCGACGCAUCGGAGGGCAGCGGCUGCACCGCCGCUUGCAGCGGCAAACCCGGCGGGUCGGGCGCUCGGGCGGAGCUGCGGCGCUGGAUGAGCGUGCUCGCGCGCGCGCCAGACAAGGCCGUCGCGUGGGAGGGUGCGGCGGGGCUGGCCGCGUUCGACGCGAGCCGGAGGGCUAGUGCAGGUGAUUCUGGCUCGGGCAAGGGCGGCGGCGAUGGCAGCGGCGACAACGCCGGAGAGGAUGCCGGUGUAGGCCGCGGCGCCGCGGCCAGCAGUGGUGGUUGCAGCAGCAGCGACGAGGCAGCGGGGUCGGCCGGUGCCAGUACGUCACAGCAGGCGGCGCCUGCACCGUCUCCUCAGCAGAAAGGGAAGCUUAUCAGGUCGUGCUCAGUUUGCGGCCAGACAGAGGCGCAGCUGGGGCGGGCGCCCAAGGCCUGCGCAGGUUGCCGCAAAGUCAGGUACUGCGGCGAAGAGUGCGCCAGGGCAGCCUGGCCGGCGCACAAGAAGGAGUGCAAGGAGCACCAGCAGAAACAGCAGGCGCAGCCGCAGCAGGCUCAGCCGCAGCAGGCUCAGCAGGCGGCAGAAAAGCAGCAGGCUCAGCAGGCGGCAGAAAAGCAGCAGGCUCAGCAGGCGGCAGAAGAGCAGCGGGAGCAGCAGCAGCAGCAGCAGCAGUGA
This is a messenger RNA of Monoraphidium neglectum, 2445 nucleotides long. RefSeq lists its product as hypothetical. Lineage: Eukaryota; Viridiplantae; Chlorophyta; Chlorophyceae; Sphaeropleales; Selenastraceae. The transcript has 4 exons. The record is from RefSeq and is a predicted model, not a curated record. The coding region runs from base 1 to 2445 and encodes 814 amino acids.